CAGGUUGUAUCCGCCGCACCAUCGACAUGCCCAGGAUCUACAAGUGAAUGUCAAUUGAACAAAUUCUUAAACAUGCUCAAGAAGAAUGGCAUUGACAUGAAAUGCUAUAGCAACGUGGUUGGCAAUGUGGUCAGUGAGAGCGCACUCAAGGGUGCUUGGGCCGAAACCAAAACCAAAUUCGGCUAUAUGAUGGUUGAAUGGAAUAAAUGCAUGAAAAUGGACGAUUCACAACAAUACGAAUGCAUGAUGGGCGUUUUUGGAAUGGGUGGCAAAAUUUUGGGUCGAUUUGUCCAAAAUUUGGGUGAAAAACCAAACUGGCCAUUAAUGAUGGAAAUCAAUGCAAAAUGCAUCGCUGAAUGCUUCAACGGAGAGGAAGGCAAACAAAUGUUCAGCCAAAAGAUGAAAUGCAUGGUCGAAGCAACUACCGAAGCUGUCAAGGGCUCCGCAUUCGCUCAAUUCUGGGAAGAAUACGUGCAACUGUUGGCCUAUUUGGGCAAACAACUCAAGGUUUGCGGUCAAAAACCAAGCGACGAUGAAAUUUCUGCAUGCAUUGUCAAAGAAUUCCCACUCCUCAAGGAAAUGAACAUCAAAUUAUAUGAACAAAUGAAAAUGUCCAACAAGGAAGGCUUCAUGCGUGUUGCAAAAUACGUCAAGGGAAAAUGCUUCCAAUAAUUGUGAAAACUUUCCAAAUCCUCUGGACAAUUUCUUACUCGAAUCAAAUUCACGACGGAAAUUACAAGGAUCACAUCAUACGCAUCCAUAAAUGGAUACAAAUUUGUUGUAUGAAGGAAUGAAAUAAAUAA
Messenger RNA from Sitodiplosis mosellana (orange wheat blossom midge), 803 nucleotides. RefSeq lists its product as uncharacterized. The transcript has 5 exons. NCBI's taxonomy places the organism in Eukaryota, Metazoa, Arthropoda, Insecta, Diptera, Cecidomyiidae. The record is from RefSeq and is a predicted model, not a curated record. The coding region runs from base 73 to 672 and encodes 199 amino acids.